AACUUCAGGCAAAUAAAGUGUUUUCGUGUUUACAAUAAUAAUUUAACUUUUUUGGUCACUUUUCCGACGAGUGUACUUAUACAAUUUUCACAAUUGCUUUUUAGUAAUGACUCGAAUAAAUUUCAAAAAACUUGUGUAAGGACAUUCAAGUAUCAACAACAAUGUAUCAAGUAAUCCGUUUUCUAUUUUUCUGUUUGCUUGGCUUGGGAUUUUUGAAACUAUCGCCGGCUCAAGUAACACAAGAAUAUACAGGCGAAAGCUUACGUUCACUAAUUUUUGCCGUCAAUCAAUUAGACAAUAAAUUCGAGCGUCAUGAACAUCGCGAAAGAGCGCUUGGUGAAGUAAUUAAGAAAUCUCUAACGUCGCUACAAAGGGGACAACUGAACCUGGAACGACUAUAUGGUACACAGUCACAUUUCGAUCAGCGUUUUAGCGAAACUGACUUUCACUUAAAAGCGCAAGAAGAACGAUUAAGAAACCGCAUUGAGACAUUCUUUACGGAACAAGACAAAACAAAUCAACGGCUACUCGAGCAAUUGACGAAAUUGUCUUUGAAUGUGGAGAAAUUGUUAGAUAACUCCAAUGACUUGAGAAAGCCAAGCAACAAAGAGUCUUACAGUAUCGAUUGGUAUGAAAGGCAAAAAUCACCGCCAUAUAUUCACUUAAAUGAUAAAAGGAAAUCAAAUGAAGAGCUUUACAGCAGCAUUAACUACAACCUGUCAAGGCCAAUUUACAGUAGCCUUAACUACAGCCUGUCAAGGCCAACCGCGCAACAGCUGCUGAAGUACCCCGGGUUCGAUAGCAACGUGCUUGUGAAAUCUGACGAGCCUGCGUCACAAAGUCAACAGCCUUGUGCGCAACCGACAUCACAAAACGGUCUCACAGAUGCCGUCAAGAUAUUUUUUCACGAGUUGACUAACGAAACGCACAACCUUCUUCAUGAUGUCAACACCAAUGUGCAAAAUAUGGUACAGAAAUCACAAACUGAAGUCAUGUCGCGUCUUCAAGAAGUCGAGCAGAGUCUACAUACCGAUGCUGAGGAAAUUACGAAAACGCUAAACAUCCACGAAAUUUCAUUGCAGGAAUUCCAUAGCGAAAUGAUUAACACUUUCAAUAAGGUAAAUGAUAGUUUUGAAACUUUAAGUAGGUGCAAUAGCGUCUCAAAGCCACGCAGACAAGUCAUGGAUACGGAGGCAAGCGCCAGCGAUUUAGCAACUGAUAAACAACCAGAGCAAAUGCAAUUGCUUGAUUUGCUGAAGACACAUUUCGACACAAUUCACCAAAACAUGACAAACAUUCAACUUGAAAUGGCGACAAAUCUCAGCGCCACCAUUAAAAAUGAAAUUAGUUUUUUGUGGCGUCAAAUUUCCAUUACGAAUGGCGAGAUCAACGACAGCAGAGAUUUACUACGGCUAAUGCGCGAUCGGAAUGAAAUCUUCGUCAACAGUAUUUUACAAAGCAUAGCUGCUAUCAGCUUAAAAGUGGUGGAUAUCAAAGAACGUGUAAUGGACAUGAGUGACUAUCAAAAUUAUUUGUCCAACAAAUUACCAUUAUUGCCCCAAGAAUUUGCCGACAUGCAACAAGCAUUCAUCGGUUGGCUAGAACAGCUAAGUGAGACCAUCAAAAUAGUGCAAGAAACGAAGAACGGUUGGGCAUCGAAAAUUCUUUGGAAAUGAAAUAACUUCGUAUUCGUUUCGAAACGAGUAGCUUAAUAUAAUCAUAGAGUUAAACGAAUAUAUCCGUAGUCGUUAGUUGGAGCAGAGAACAUAAAACAUAAGUAUGUUUUAUGUUUUCUGGUUGGAGUGACACACUUUAAAAGUAUAAACAUUUUGGGAAAACAUUUACAUUAGUUUUCAAACUGUUAUGUCCACUUAGUAUGUCGAUGAAGCAGUUUCCAAAAAGAUUUAACAUUUAAUUUAAAAAAUAAACACAAUUUUACUUAGUCUUUCUGCUGAAUUAGCAAGUUUGUCGUUAAACCAUCCAUUAAUCCCUAACCAAUCGAAAGACAUAUUCAUAUAUAUUACAUACGCAUGUAUUUUACAAAUACAUAUUCGGCAUGUAAUCCAUUUCUUUUCCAUAAAAAUACAUAAUUCUAUUUCGAAGGAAUUUUUUUGCACCUUGACAAAAAUGUGAUUCAAUUUGUUUCUAGACAUUUAACUUAGCUCAUAAACAGAAGAGUAAACUGUAUGUAUUAAAAUGUAAUUUCCAUAAAUACUAAAUAUUCUUUGUAUAAUACGAAAACGUGUGCACAAUCAAAUCGAAUUAGAAUAAGCAUACAAACUGUUA
Molecule: messenger RNA, 2286 nt
Organism: Bactrocera tryoni
Lineage: Eukaryota; Metazoa; Arthropoda; Insecta; Diptera; Tephritidae
Exons: 5
Coding region: 162-1676 (504 amino acids)
Cellular component (GO): plasma membrane
Source: RefSeq, a predicted model, not a curated record